GUAAAAUUCGUCACGUACAAUUUUUUUGGUUGUUUCCUAAACUACCCUCCCACCUCUCUCGUCCACUCUCUCGCUCACUCACCCACUCUCUGGCUCGCCGCCGCCGCCGCCGCCUCUCCCUCGCACUCGUCGUGAGCGCCUCUCCGUCGCCCGUGUUGCCGGCGCCUCUCCCUCGCCCGCGUCGCUCUGCCUCUCCUUCUCGCGUCGUCGCCGCCACUCCAUUGGCCCUCUUGCCGUCGCCCCUUCAGGAUCCCAUUUUUACUUUCCGACAGGUGGAUCCGAAGCGCGGUGGCUCGACCUGCAACGCCGGCAGCUGCGGGCUUUAAUCUGGAGCUCCAUGGCGUCCCACAAGUGCGGCGGCCAGAUGGAGCGGAUUCAUUGCUCCUGCGUGCACCGGGCGCUCUGCGGCCUCCUGUUCAUCAGCAGCAACAAGGCCAGCAACGUCUGGAGGGAGGUGCAGGGCAACUUCAUCCCCUUCUGCUGCUGCCAUGUCGAGGACGGUCCAGGAGCCGCUGCUCGUCCUGGCGGUGGACGACAGCCUCGUCGACUGCGUCGUCAUAUCCAGGAUCCUCCGCAGCUCCAAAUACAGAGUGUUUUAGGUGGACACAUUGCUGGAGCCGUGUGGCACUCCUAAUGGUCUCAAGCAUACUCCCGUAAAACAUUUGGAGUACAUUUGUUGGUUGAAGUACCAAGAUAUUGGUGGAACUUCAUUCAAGGAGUAAAACAUUUCCAGUACCAAGAUUGCAGUAAAUUUUGUGGAACUUCACUGCUUGAGACCAUGUUAAUGAUGAUGCUUGUGCAGUACCAAGAUUCAGUAUCAGUAGCCGAGUGUUGGUUGAAGUGACUGUUCAAUUGUUCAGUGUUCGUUUUGUUAUCUUCAUUUCAGAAAUUUAUCUUUCCACUCCUUCUUCCUAUCCUUCAUGUAGAGACUAUACUGCUUUACUUCAGACAAGUUUUCUUUAAAACCAAAUGAAUUAGGACUUGCAUUGUAGUUUAAAGUUUAUGCGCCUAAUUUAAAGUUUAAUUUCCCAGUAGAUUUUGAAUGUCUUUUCUUGGUUCUAUACCAGAAAACACACUACUCCAUUUUCUGGUGAUACUUAUCUGGUGAUCACAAGAUAUAAAUCCACUAUUACCAGUACCAUUAUCUGGUGAUCACAGAACCAUUUGAAAAUGAUCAAAAUGUACUCCUUUUCAGUUAAUAUAGAGUACUGAAACUGAAAAUGUGCAUACUGAAACUGAAACUGAUCAAAUGGAGUACAAAACCAUUUGAAAAUGACCAAGAUGAUCAAAAUGGUCAAAUGGAGUACUCCUCAAUUAACGUAGAGUAGUUACAGUAAUUAUCAUAUCAUCUUGCCCUCUUUAAUUGUCACUCAACUGUCAUGAAUCGAGUGUUGUUUACUCCAACAAUUAUCUUAUUUUUAAUUGUCACUCCUACAAGCAUUUCUUUCUCUUCUCUUUCUGGCUAAUCACUCCACACAAUUUAAAUGAUCAUUCAAGUUCCUUUUGCAAAUUCAAGUUUUGUAAUGAACUGCUUAUAAGAUGGAGUAUGUUCCUUUUGCCUCCCUUGUUAAGCAGUAGUUGUAGAGUACUCCUUUUCGAGAUGUCGCCAAGAGUGGCUCCGACCGAGUUAUCACCAAGUGGGGGUCAGCACAGAUUUGUCGCCUCCAUAUCUUCAAGCGUCAUGGCCUGUCGGCGCUUGUGAUGAAAUAAAACAAAACAUUAUUAUUUCGGUGAACUGUACACAUUAAAUAGAUAAUGGGCCAAAAUCUAACUUUGAAUCAUGUGACAAGGUUAGGAUGUGAAUUCUGUUCCGUCAGCACUAUUUUAUCAUGUAUGAUAUUUUCUCAUUCUUUCCCAGAACUUGUCUCUUUCCUUGUUUUGGAACUGAUGUUUUUUAUAUGGUUGCUUGACAGUAUGAGCCAGAGCUAUUUUCUGGUCUGAUUUCUCCUGGGUGUACUAUGCUUUCUAGUGUCUGAUCUGAUGGCAAGAAUAUUGUGUCGACGGUCAACCUGGACUGUAAAUUGGAUCUGAAAGCAAUAGCUCUCCAGGCACGCAAUGCAGAGUAUAACCGCAAGUGGACUCCUAGUAUUCGUCAGUUUCAUGAUGGACCAAGGAGAACCAGGCAAAGAUCUGCCGAUAUUGGAGCAGACGCGGGAGGCUGAUCCCCACGAGAUAGAGAGCUCCAAGAAGAUGGAGGCAACCACCGAGGCGACCCCAGAUAUUGAGAUGGUCAACGCCCCGUUUGAGGUUACAGCCCCCGUGGCACUGAAGGAGCAGUUUUCCCUCUUUGAGGAUGUGUCCCCCCCGGCUGAGCUGACCAAGAGCCCUGAUGUAGACAAGGAUUGUGUGGUUGUACAUGUCAUUUGCUAUGAGGCGGACGACCUGAAUAUACGCACUGGAAAAACAGAGUUCUUAGGCUGUUGGAUCCUGGUAGCCAUUUGCGGUUAUACCAAUGAAGAGUUGUAUUCCAGCCUCACUGUUGUCAGGCGUGUUGUCCAGGGUGUACUGAAGCACAAGAAGUUCAAAGCUACUCCUUCGUUUGUGAGGAAUACUGUUCUUGUCAAGCUUACACAGGAAGAUGACGUGGCAUGCCUCCACAAACAAGUUUAUCAGUGGCAAGGCCACAAGGUUGUCUUCAUGAAGGUUCACAGGAUUGAGCUGCUGCGGGACGUCCUCGAUGAUGUUCAUGGCAAGGUCCGUCUUGUGUCCAUCCCAAAUUAGAUCGAGGCAUGAAAUAGUUGCCCCAACUAGUGUUUAAUAAUAGUUUGAAUUGUGUCUAAUUAUCCGAACCUUGCCUGUUAUCGACCCCUCUAGGGCUAGUACUUUGUUUGAAUCCGUCUAUGGGAACUGCUGCUACUUUUGUGUGCCCGUGAAUCAUGUGAGAACCAUCGUAAU
Messenger RNA from Triticum aestivum (bread wheat), 2895 nucleotides. RefSeq lists its product as uncharacterized. The transcript is spliced from 5 exons. The record is from RefSeq and is a predicted model, not a curated record. Lineage: Eukaryota; Viridiplantae; Streptophyta; Magnoliopsida; Poales; Poaceae. Bases 2056 to 2721 code for a protein of 221 amino acids.